GGAGUGGGAAGCGGGGUACAACCAGCGUUCCUUGGAUCCGGUGGAUACACAACUGAUCAUCGACGCGAUGAUGACGGCCUACUCGCAGGCCUCGAAGACUUACGAGCUGCCCACACUGAAGCUGGCGCCGUUGGGGCUGGAGAAACCGAAGCCGUGGGUGCGUGCACAAUGUCUAAAGCCCGAGGACUGGAAGGACGAGCUGGCGGACCAAUACUACUACUACGUUGUUGCCGGCCAGCAUAACUCGGCCGCCGCCAGGACGCUGCUUGGCACAGACGUGGCGGUGAGGUACAACUUCGAGAGGUGGCCUGCGCGAAUGGUGUACUUCUCCGACGUGAACUUCGAAGGGUAUUUUCUGAUCAGCGUCGAGGAUAACAAGAAGGACUUGAAGGCGCCUCCCAGACAACAGAAACUUUCGAUGAAGGACAUCCGGUGGUGCUGGAAGGACAAGGGUUACCCCAGAGCUGUUAUGGGGAACCCAAGUGGGAAACAGGCUCAGGUGGAGCCUUGGCGCCGGUUUUGUGAAGAUGCGCUUCAAAAGACGUCGUACAAUCAUUUGUGGACACUCGCUGACGACAAGACCGAGCAAGGCAUAAGGAAGCGGAACGUUGCCCUUCGAUCUUAUUUCCCGCUUGCGAUGGUCGGGGUAAGCGGGUGGAAAAUGGGAAUGGAAUUUUUCAAGAAAUGGGAGACGGGCCGGCUGCUGGCGCCCGAAGGGGCGAAGUGGAUCGCGAAGAAGAACAAGGUGAAGGGCGUGAAGGCCGGUGUAAGCCACAUCGAAAAUGUUAAGACCGGGCGAAAGGAGGUCGUCUACAACAUCCCCGUCGAAGCGCCUCAAAAGAAAGGAAAAAAAGAAAAGGAAUCCGGCGAUUGGUUCGUCCAAGUCAACGAGCCGGAUCCACACUGCUGGAAAAGCAUGGAAGCCCUCACGGACAAUGAGAAAUGUCGGUUGCUGAAGAAGGUUCUCAAUUGCGAGGUGGUGUGGGUGCAGACCGGCUCCUCUGCGUUUGCAAAGCAAGGGAAGCUGGGGAUGCAAGAGGCAGUGCAUCUGGUGAAGUGCGACCACAUCUUGACAGUGGACAUAGCAAGCUUUCGAGAGUUUGAAUGCCCUUCUACAACAUUUGUUCCCUUCGCACUGGACGGUCGUUGCUUUCGUCCCCCGGGAGCACAACACUACUUCAUGACCAGUCUGCGCCAUCUGUCCGUUGUCAAGGCAAUGGCAGGAAAGUGGGUGAGGAGGCCGCAGCAGAAGAAAAGCUUCGCGGUCGGCAACAACUUGUACUCAGUGGACGACCGCAUGUACAUCCUCUUCAAAGGUGACGACUUGCGGGAGAACACGUCUGUGGUUUACAACGCGAGGCUGGAGGCGGGUGAUGCUGCUGCUGUGGGGGCACAUGUCAAAGUCACACCGACGAACGUCUUUGAGAUGUCGUUCGAGCCUUGUGAAUGGCCCCUGGUCAUACCUGGCCGUGACCGCAAAGUUUACAAGGACAUGGAACGGAACCCCGCGCAGUUGGCCUAUUUGCUCGAAUUCUUGUGCAAAAAGGGGGAGGGUGUCAUGUUUCUCAGGAAGGCGCACGCGCAAGUCGUGUGGGAGGCUUCGAAGGGCGGUCGCAACGUCAUCGCGUUGGAGGGGAAUUCCGAGUUGCUGCAAUACACGUUGGAUUUCCUGAAAGGCGAGGUCAACUCGGGAGCCCACCGCUGCGAGUUCAUUUCGAGGACCGACAAACCGCGACGCGCUUGGGAGCCGUCCACGGACAUGUGGUCCAAGCUAAGCGAGAGGAAAAGGGAUAGGAUAUACGAGUUCCUCUUCCUUGGGACGCGGUCAAUGAGGGACAACGACCAUGAGUAUAUUCGACGCAGGGAGCACAUGUUGGCGUUGCUGGACAACUACCACGACGCCCCGCGUUUGAAUGCGAAGAACUUCCUAGACCGGCUAGAGUGUUUGUACUUUGUCGAGUCAGAGCAGGAGCUCAGGGUCGCGAGUUACAGUGCAUUGAUUGACACGGACGAAGAGGCAACGACCAGAGUCGUUUUCGACUCGAAUGUUUCGGAGGAGGAUAGCGACAUCGAGGAAAUUGCCCUGAAUUACCUCCCUGCUCUUGUUCUUCCACCUUGGGCUCCUCGAUGGCAGGGGAGUGCGGGAGGGGGAUCUCCAGGCCCUCCAGGUGGGGGAGGGGGUGGGGGAAGCGGCAAGGGGAUAGGAGAGGGCGCCGCGUCAGGGGGAUCGAUUGGCACUCACGACCAAGGCAGAACAUUGGAAAGCGGCGGCCGGGUUGGGUUGUUGAACGUUGCUGACAAGACGACCGUCGGGGCCAGCAAAUCGGCUAACUUCGCCGACAUCCGAACUUCUCAGAACGUGGAGCCGCCGCCUUUGGACGCUGCGAAGUCCGUCGGCGGCCGCACUGCAUCCACCACACAUUGGUCGGCACUCCCCUCGACGACUGAUUUUGCCGCUUUCGUUGGCAUCGGGAGAGGAUCGAGUGCGGGUGUUCCGAUCACCGGCGUCAAGUACAAGUCCGCCGCUAUCUGGACAAAUCCUCAUGAGGAGCACGAUGGGGAGCCCGUCCUGCGCAGCGCUACAAGAGCAGAAGUGUUGGAAACGGGUGCCAAAACGAAGUCCGCUGGAAUCCGCACUUCGGUUUCGUCCGGUGCGACGUCCGACGACUUUUCUACGCAGCAAGAGACUGCGUCGGCCGUCAGAGACGAGCAGCCAGCUGAGUUCAAUGCACGGUUGGAUAGCGGGGCGCCGUUUGUCCUCUGCAAUUUGAACUCCGCCGGUAUCCGAACUUGCUGGGGAACGGACUUGCAGUAAAAGGUCGUCGGGCGGGCGGGAGAUGAGAUGAGUGCGGGGACAAA
Molecule: messenger RNA, 2859 nt
Organism: Chara braunii
Lineage: Eukaryota; Viridiplantae; Streptophyta; Charophyceae; Charales; Characeae
Source: the annotation of a GenBank genome assembly